Molecule: messenger RNA, 1366 nt
Organism: Gadus macrocephalus (Pacific cod)
Lineage: Eukaryota; Metazoa; Chordata; Actinopteri; Gadiformes; Gadidae
Product: C-C chemokine receptor type 8-like
Exons: 2
Coding region: 198-1181 (327 amino acids)
Biological process (GO): immune response; G protein-coupled receptor signaling pathway
Cellular component (GO): membrane
Molecular function (GO): G protein-coupled receptor activity
Source: RefSeq, a predicted model, not a curated record
CAGAGCUAGGGGCACAAAAAUGAAAUUGCUUACUUCAUCUAAUUAAGCUACAGAGCGAUGCAGCCGUUUAUCAUCUUCUAUCAUCUUCUAUCUGAAUAUUACUUAUUGCAUAAUACCGGGGUUUUUUUUUACGUCACCCUUCCGUUUCAGAAAAACUGAAAUGAUGGCAGAUAAAAAUUGUUGAUGCGUUGCUUUGAAUGUGGGUUAUGGUUAACAGAGGGAGAGAGAGACAUCGACUGCUUGCCAUGAAGCUAUUAGCCAACAGUGACAUUGAGGAAACACCAUUGGACCCUAAUCUUCUCAUGGGGCGCAGUUUCAUCGACAACCAAAACGGGACAGAAUCUUUGUAUUUAGUUCCUGAUAGAUCUAAAAUAUUGUGUGGAGCAAUGAUUUACGUCAUAUUCAUCCUCAGUAUCAUAGGAAAUGGUCUCCUCUUCCAUGCUCUUUUCCGCAACAUGAACGUGAAGAAUGUCACCAACAUGUAUUUCCUCCACCUUGCCUGCUCGGAUGUACCCAUAACAAUCGCCCUGCCGUUCACGGCCACUGGGCUGAUCAACGGUUGGUCCUUUAGUGAAUUAAUCUGUAAGCUUGUUGUAAGUUUAUAUUACAGUGGGAUGACCUCAAGUAUCAUACUAUUGACCGCCAUAUCAGUGGAUCAGUUCAGCACUGUUGUCAUCCAGAAUGGGUGCAUCGUCCCAGUGAAGAGACGAAGGUGUGCCAUUGGAGCCUGUACGGUGACCUGGAUGGUCAGCCUGGCUGUGGUUGUCCCUUGCCCCUUCUAUUCAAAGGUAGUGAGGCUAGAGGAUGAAGCUAUGUGCUUUUCUCACCAAAUUCACACCUUUUUUUCUCUGCUCUCAAUCUGCUUGUUUGCCGUCAUUGUGUUCUGCUAUUCGGCAAUUCUCUGGACUAAGGUGAGGGCUUCAACCAGAAAGAAGCUCAGGACUGCAUCCCUCGCAUUAUGUAUAUCUGUAGCCUUCUUUGUUUGCUGGGCUCCUCAUACUAUAUUGAUGAAAACUAGUUCCAAGGAGUUGGAUGUGAAGCAAACAUUUGCAUAUCAUGUCACGUUUAUAGUGUCUCUCUCUCAUUGUUGUAUCAAUCCCAUGAUCUAUAUGAUGUCACCGAAGUACCGUAAACAUGUACAGAGUGUCUUUUGUUGUGAAAAGGUGCACACAAAGAGAUAGAGAUAGAGUUAAUUAUCGUAAUGUUUAAUGGGAAUGCAGAGUUUGAAUGCAUGGUAUAUUGUAUAUGGAGUGUGUAUGCCAUUCUAUUAUGGCCAAUGUGGUCAUCGUUGUGCAAAUAUUAUUAACCUGCAAAUGUAUACAUACAAAGAUUGUUGCUUGAUGUUUUAAUAAAAUAAGAAAUCCUA